UGAGAUGAGCGACUUUUGUGUCUUGAUCAUAAAUUUUGCUUCCGCAGAUCAUUUUGCGCUGAGAUUAGCUCUUGUGUUCCGUGUAAUUUGUGUUAAGAAAUACCAGAAUUUUAAAUAAUACUGUUUGUCAUGUCGUCCUACGAGACCUACGAGGAUUUAACCCGGGGCUCCCAUAGCCAUGAGGAGAAUUGUGUUUGUGUGUACUGUGGUGUAAUAAAACAAAUGAAAAUAGCAUGUGCAAGGGUUGUGACACGGCAACCAACGCCUGGCGUUGCUCCGAUCCCAACCGAAAAUCAAGCUCCAAACGAUCCCGGCAUUGAAGAACCGGCCAAUGUUGCAGCAAGACGACAAAUGGACAGUCUACGGACCCCCCAGCCACCGCUGCCCGGCUGGGAUGAUAUUGAAACAAAACUGGAACAGCAGGAGCUGCUUCGAAGAAUUGCAUACCAGUUCAUGUCUGAUUCGUCAUCGGAAGAUGAACAGAAACCGUCGACCUCGGGAAUCCAGCCCACCGAAGGCCGAGCAGAGGCAGCUGAGUUGGACUGGGAGGUGGUCAAUAGGCAGAAGUAUGAUCCUCCCAAGGAAGAAUUUUGCAAUGUGUCGGACUUGGAGGAUGCAUACAAGGAUCUGGAAGAGGAGGAAGGAAAGGACAAAAAUUGACUGUGCUAGCAUUUAUGUGAUGUGAUAGCAUUUAAGAAACAAAUUAUUAUAUUAAAUGACGCUAAAUACCUCCAUAACAAGAAUUGGUUUUG
Aedes albopictus (Asian tiger mosquito) is the source of this 752-nucleotide messenger RNA. RefSeq lists its product as uncharacterized. Lineage: Eukaryota; Metazoa; Arthropoda; Insecta; Diptera; Culicidae. The record is from RefSeq and is a predicted model, not a curated record. The transcript has 2 exons. Bases 130 to 660 code for a protein of 176 amino acids.